Molecule: messenger RNA, 1395 nt
Organism: Xylona heveae TC161
Lineage: Eukaryota; Fungi; Ascomycota; Xylonomycetes; Xylonales; Xylonaceae
Product: pantothenate transporter
Exons: 8
Coding region: 1-1395 (464 amino acids)
Biological process (GO): dipeptide transport; tripeptide transport; allantoate transport
Cellular component (GO): plasma membrane
Molecular function (GO): allantoate transmembrane transporter activity; dipeptide transmembrane transporter activity
Source: RefSeq, a predicted model, not a curated record
AUGACCAGUCCUAUUGAUCCUCAGGAAGAGAAGCGCGUGUUGCGAAAGAUUGACUGUGUCAUUCUUCCCAUUAUGUGCAUGACCUUUUUCUUCCAGUACCUCGAUAAGCAAAGUCUGAGUUACGCCUCGGUGUUUGGUCUUAUUGAGGACCUCGACCUCAAAGGGACCGAGUAUUCGUGGUGUAGUUCUAUUUUCUAUAUUGGCCAACUUGUCGCCGAAUACCCAUUUAUCUAUCUGAUGAGCAGGCUUCCUCUAAUGAAAUUUGUCGGCGCUACCAUUAUUAUCUGGGGAGGCAUUUGCAUGUGCCUUGCUGCACCUUACAAUUUCACAGGAUUUGCUGCUGUUCGAUUUAUGCUUGGAUUUUCUGAGGGCGCCGUUUCUCCUGCGUUUGUCACCAUCACCGGUAUUUGGUACCGCAAAAAUGAGCAUGCCAUGCGAACUGGCAUGUGGGUUACCAUGAACGGACUCGCCCAAGUCAUUGGUUCCCUCCUCAUGUACGGUAUCGGCAAGAACCAUGCUCUGAGCCUGGCUGCUUGGCGUGUCAUGUUUCUGAUCUGUGGCGCUCUCACGGCGCUCUCAGGUGUUAUCUUCUUUUUCGCCAUGCCGUCCGGCCCGGAGCAGGCAUGGUUCUUGAAUGAAAGGGAAAAGGUGGUUGCAGCUCAACGUCUAGCCGCCAGCCACGAUGGCGGUGACAAGACCAAUUUCUCUUGGUCUCAACUUCGUGAAGCUCUACUUGAUCCGAAAUCUUGGCUUGUUUUCUGUUUUGGUUUGUUUUUGACCCUGAACUCUCCUGUAUUGACGUUUGCUUCCCUCGUGAUCAAGAACCUCGGAUACAAUAAAUACGACACUUUGCUUUACACCUCUCCUUCUGGUGCAAUUCAGAUCGUUUUUAUUUGGAUUGCUGUUAUAGGAUGCCUCAUCUUUCCUCGUAAACGAUGCAUGGUCGCCCUGGCUCUGUGCAUCCCUCCGCUGGUCGGCAAUAUUUUGUUGCUGAAACUCUCUCUCGACUCUGGCUGGGGAAUGAUUGCCGCGUCUUGGCUGGCUUCGAUUAUCUCAGACGUCAUGGUCAUCUCGCUCAGUCUAGGCGCCUCCAACGUCAAGGGCAACACCAAAAAGGCCGUGGUCAAUACUUUCUUCUUUAUCGGUUACUGUGUCGGCUGCAUCGGCGGACCACAGCUCUGGAAAUCCGGAGCUGCUCCUCGAUACAAGCAAGGCCUUAUACUCGCAAUUGUCUCAUGGAUUCUCUUUGCUCUUUCUAUUGCAGCUUAUUGGGCCAUUGCGCGCUGGGAAAAUAUCUCCCGCGACAAGCUCGAGCAAGAGAAGGACGUCCGCCAGUUCCAUGCCGGUGAGGAUAUCACUGAUAAAGAAGACAAGACUUUUAGAUAUAUCUAUUAG